AUGUCAGAACCGAGGGUUCGCUUGACACGGCAUCAAGGCCAACUGAGCUUCGGGCCUGAGAUUCGUCAAUUCCUUUACGCCUACGGCGACACUACUCCUCAUUCUAGCUACCCUCAGGAACCCAACCCUGAGACGGUUCGCGUCCUCGAUGAGAUUGUAACAGACUUCGUUAUUGAGACUUGCCACGAAGCAGCCCAGGUCGCCAACUAUUCAAACCGCCAGAAAGUUAAAUCAGAUGACUUUCGCUUCAUUCUACGUCGAGAUCCUAUUAAGCUUGGCCGUGUUCAGGAGUUGUUCCGGUUAGAACGCGAGCUUAAAGAGGCUCGAAAGGCCUUUGAUCAGAAUGAUGAUCGCUUGGGUGGAAACUUAAAGGAGUCAUCUAAAGCAGAACUGGCGGAUCUAGCAGGCGAAGCUGGCGCACAAGAUGACAGCUUCGCGAAAGACGGCACCACUGGACCGAAGCCCAGAGGCAAGCGAGGAAAGUAUAAGAAGAGACAACCCCCGGCUGACCAGGCUGGUAAUGGCACAGGAAAGAAGCGCAAGGUAGCCUCUUUUGAUGGUUUCUUUACAUAA
Trichophyton rubrum CBS 118892 is the source of this 573-nucleotide messenger RNA. RefSeq lists its product as uncharacterized. Gene Ontology annotation, biological process: RNA polymerase II preinitiation complex assembly; transcription by RNA polymerase II. Gene Ontology annotation, molecular function: protein heterodimerization activity. The record is from RefSeq and is a predicted model, not a curated record. The transcript is spliced from 2 exons. Bases 1 to 573 code for a protein of 190 amino acids. NCBI's taxonomy places the organism in Eukaryota, Fungi, Ascomycota, Eurotiomycetes, Onygenales, Arthrodermataceae. Gene Ontology annotation, cellular component: transcription factor TFIID complex.